GGAAGGAAGGAAAGAAAGGAAAGAAAGAGAAAGAAAUCCCGGACAGGCGCUGGAGUGAGGCUCCUUCUUUCCGCCUGAGGGAAGGAAGGUAAUGAGACACCAGGAGCCGGCAGGUGUCCGCGCCUGCUCCGCUCAGCCGCCGCGAAGAACACAAAGUGUCAAUGCCACCGCUGGAGGGCUCAGUGCUGCUCCGGCUGCGCUCCGCACGGCCAUGACCUCACAUCCCCGGAGCCGGGACUGGUGGGGGGGGGGCGGGGGCGGGGAGGCCGCUCCUUCGGCGGUCGGGCGAGGCUUGGAGCUGACGGGACUGGGAAGCGCUUAGAUGGGCUCCAGGAAUCCCAGUCCUAGGGAGGAGCGAGAGUCCAAGGUCCCUCUGUGGGAACUCCCGCGCUGCCUUUUCGUAGUGCUCCCGGGUUGGGGUGAAAGAGAAGCUGUCACCUGGAGAACAGAAAAGCGCAAAAGAAUAAGGCAGCUUCUCCUGGAGCCGAAGAGAGCGGCACCAAGCCAGGGCCUUCGUAGGGACUGUUCCUCUAAGCGAGAAGAUCAUGGCUUCAGAGACUUCUGUGAAAAUGCUUCAGACAGAUCUUACAUUCAGAGAUUGCAUGGAAGAAGGACAGUCUGGUAAAGAUCUCCAAAGAAAAUGUCUGGCAGUUCUAUCUCCUUUAACACCUGCCAAGGUUUUUUGUUACUUUUUCAUCAUUGCAGUCCUAACUGCAGGUGUGGUUGCACUUUCUACUGUUUUGUCAGUGAGACAGGAAAAGGUGGUCUUAGAGUCCUCUCUGUAUGCUGCCUGCCCGAAAAGCUGGAUUGGAUUUGGAAGUAAAUGUUUUUAUUUUUCUGAAGACACAAGGAAUUGUACAUUCAGUCAAACCUUCUGUGCCUCCUUAGAAGCCAACCUUGCUCAAUUUGAAACUCUGGAGGAAUUGAAUUUUCUGAAAAGAUACAAAGGCCCUUCUGACCAUUGGAUCGGCCUUAGCCGAGAAUCAGCACAGGACGUUUGGAAGUGGACAGACAAUACUGAAUACACCCUCUCGUUUGGCAUCAGAGGAGUUGGAGAAUGUGCCUAUCUAAAUGACAAUGGAAUCAGUAGUGCCAGGACCUACACAGACAGGAAAUGGAUUUGUAGCAAGCCAAACAGUUAUGUGAGCAGCUGCCAAAUUACAGAUGCUUAAGGGGGAUGCAUUGCAAAUUGUUGUAUAUAGCUGCUGCUUCUAUUUUUGUCUACCAAAAAUAUUAUCAAUAUGCAUCAUAAUUUCUGUUAAUUGGAAAGAUGCAAACAAUUAAAGAUUGAAAUAAUACAUAGUAGAAUAAUACAAGUAUUUGGAAGACUAUGUUUCUAAAUUAAAUGUUUGGGUAUGAGCUGAUGCUUACAUUUGGAAUGUAGAGUACAGUAAAUAUCAGUGAACGCCUCUCCUUUGACCAGGUAUAAAAUUUCUAGAUAGACAGUCUUUGCUUUGCAUGCAUGGAAUGUAGAAGUGAAUAUGCUGACUAAAACCAUGCAAAGUGACUUUUAUAAUCAGUGAGAAUAAUUAUAAUUGGUCCAUGACUUUAAAAAUUUGUUAACACAUUCAAAAUUCUCUUACAGAAUUUAGUUACAAAUAUAAAGAGACAUUUAUAAAGUCCUAAGACUAAUAUUUAUUUUUUACUCUGCAAUUUGAAACAUUAGAAAAUCAACAAAGUACUUUUUACAAUUUCUCAAUGUUUGUGUUUUAAAAUUACAGUGUACUAAAUAAAUGCAUCUAUAAGCAAAUACCAUUCUUCCUUUUACCUUUUAUUAGAUUUAAAUACUGCUUUUAUCUCAGAUAAAAUCACAGAUAUUUACUGGAACUCUUUAAACAUUCAAUAGCCAAUUUUAUAACUUCCUAUAAACUGCUGAGUUUUAAAAACAAAAUAAUUAAAAAUUUAUAGAAGCGGCUACGCUAUACUGAUGAGUCUCAAAGAAGAUGAAACAACAAUUUACAAUGCAUCUUUUCCCUUCUGUCUUCAUCAAUUUGUUUUUAUAAUUUUAUGAAAUUUUGUUUUAUAUGUUUUAAGGCUAUGUUAUCAGAUGUAUGCAAGUAUAUUUCAUUUAGGAAGCAUGUCUAUUUUUUAAUGAAUAGUCAUUAUUUACCCUUAAUCAUGCUUUCUGCCCUGAAUCAUUUUAUUACACAUUUCCUAAUAGGCAGGAACUAUGUUUAGUUCACUUCUGCAUCCUUAGAGACCAGCAUAAUGUCAAAUAUACGAUGUAUUCCAAACAUAUGUCUGGAAAGAAGAAAUGCUUCAUGAUAAUAAGCCUAUUUGUUUAGUUUCAGCUAAUGUUCUCAUAAAGAUGGGCAAAUUGAUACACAAACAUAAAUGCAAUGAAAAGCAAGAUUUUAUAUUGAUAAACUGUGUGUGACAAACUCACAAAUGAAGAGCCAAAUUGUGACCCUAACUGGCCUAGUAUUCUUUCACAAACCAGUUUCAAACUCAUAUACUACCUAAAGCUUGUAUUCCAUUACUUAACCAGCUGCAACCUUGAUAAAGUAUAGUUAUCCUUCAGCAUCCCUGGAGGAUUGGUUCCAGGAUCCUGAAGAUAGCAAAAUUUGUGGAUAUCAAAGUCCCUAAUGCAAAAUGGUAUAGAAUUUGCAUAUAACAUCCCUCCAAAUUUGACAUGC
Nycticebus coucang (slow loris) is the source of this 2636-nucleotide messenger RNA. RefSeq names its product C-type lectin domain family 2 member H-like. Gene Ontology annotation, cellular component: external side of plasma membrane. NCBI's taxonomy places the organism in Eukaryota, Metazoa, Chordata, Mammalia, Primates, Lorisidae. The coding region runs from base 546 to 1172 and encodes 208 amino acids. The transcript is spliced from 6 exons. The record is from RefSeq and is a predicted model, not a curated record.